Striga hermonthica is the source of this 1719-nucleotide messenger RNA. NCBI's taxonomy places the organism in Eukaryota, Viridiplantae, Streptophyta, Magnoliopsida, Lamiales, Orobanchaceae. The record is from the annotation of a GenBank genome assembly.
AUGGCUGAAAAUCAAAGAAGAAUGGAAGAGUUAGGGAUAAAGAAUCUUGCUUAUGAGGUAACCUGUUCAAGAAAGGACCAGAAACGGAGGGAGAUAAGCAAAGUUAUUUCUAAGGAUGAUGUAGCAAAUGAUGAUGAGUACGUCCCUGAUGAAGAGGAACACGAACCAGAAAAGUCAAGUAACGAGAAUGAUGCAUAUCAUAGGAGAAGAUUGAGCUCUCGUUCAACGAAGGUGGUGGCAGUAAAAGGAAGUUCUGGUAAAGGGUUUGAGAAACCGCACUCCUCAAUGGCGAGUUUACUGAACAUGCACCGUCAAACUCUCGGAGUGCAAGAAAAGCUCAGGAAAGAUGGCGACGAGAAAGAAAUGAAUUCAUUAGAAAUAGUUCAACGAGACACUACUGGUGAAAAGGAGCACCCUAAACAAGAUAAAUGGACUGAAAGAUUAUCCAGACUGACUAAAUGUCACCAAAUGAAAGCAGUGGUACACAGUAAACUGCAAGGCAAAGAUAUUAUAAGCAACACCUCCUCCUCCAAGAAGACUGCACAAAGCAAAGUGUUGGUCUCGCCUGGCUCACUUAGUGCUUAUGUUAGGAUGAGGAAAAGCUCAACGGCAGAAAAAGAACCGCAAACAAUCACUGGGAAUGUUUCAACAAGGAAAGGCCAUUUGUUUGAUGAUGUAGGCGGUAUUGGAGUAGGUUUAGUUGAAGAAAAUGAAGCUGAUGAAAGCUUACAUGAGUAUGUUUCUGAAGGAGAAGGAGAAGAUGAUAUGAAUCCAAAAGAAAUCGAAAAUGAUGUUGUGGAGAUUGUAAACGAGCCAUUUUCUGACCAAGAACCACAAACUCUUCCAGUUACACUUAAAAAGAAACAAACAAGGGGACCAAGUUUGUGCAAAGAUAUCCACGACCGCACUCUUGACAAUCGUUUGCCUAUCAUUUUGAAUGAAUUGUGUCAACCAAUUGGACCAGAUAAGGCAACUUUGGAUAAGUUUAGUCGUUUUUUGGGAUCAUUAGCUCGUGAUUCGAAUCUUGCACCCUUAAAUGAAAUUAAUUGGACUCACGUUCGCGAUAAAGACAAGAUUUGGGAAUAUGUCAAGAAAAAGUUCAUCAUAGCAGAGGAAGGCAAGACAUAUGUGUUGCAAUCCAUUGGAGCUUUAUGGCGUACUCACAAAUCCAGAGUUAAAAAGAAAUAUUAUUACAAUUCUACCUCCCAAGAUACAAAUGGUGAAAACAAAUCGAUUCCUGAUUCUCAUCUGAAGGAUUUGCUAAAAUAUUGGGAUCUAGAGGAGGUUCAGAUGAUAUCUGAAAAGAGAAAAGCAGCCUCCCAAAGUCAGAAAAAUAGACACACUAUGGGCCCCGUUGCGUUUGCAAGAAAGCGUCAUGAGUUGAAACAAGUUGAUGGGAAACAACCUUCUCUGGAAUUGAUGUAUACGGAGACACAUAAGAGAACUUCUGGUAGAAAGUACAAGACGCCUGAAAUAAAUGAUGAACUUUCCGACUCUAUUAGCAAUGGACUUCUCGCGGGUGUUUUAAAAGUUUUUGAACAUCUCCCUGUUGAGAAUUCAUUGAGCGUUCAAGAAUUAGCAAAACAUCUCAUAAGGGAGCAAUUGUCUGGAGAUAUCAACAAUGAUGAACUUCCUCAGGACGAGGGAAAUGAAGAUGGAGGGAGUGAAGCAAAUGAUGAUGGUGAUGAUCAUGGCCAUGGUGACCGUGUCGAGAAGUGA